GUUUUAAAUACGCAACUUUUCGGAGCAUUUCUACCAUGAACAGUAGCUGAGUCACAGUGGGAAUGUCACUGUGAUGGUCAGUAGCAGGAGCUUUGACUCCUCUGUGCUGGUCUGAGGUGGAGAGAAGUGAGGAAGAAAGAAGAAAGAAUGGAGCAGGCACACAGCCUGUUACUGAAUGAGGACAUCUGCAGUCGGCUGGGGGAGCAGCAGAGGGGUGAAUUUGUGUUUGAAUGGUUGCGCUUUCUAAAGAAGCUGCUGCCCAACACUCAGCGAGCAGAUGUGAAGCAGAAACAGAAGCAGCUGGUAGAGCAGCUGACAAGCAUUCUGAUUGGUUCUCCUGGCCCCUCAACACGCUGCCUUUUAGCUCAGUGUAUAGCUUUGUUGUACAGACAGGGGGACUCACUCUCAUCCAGCCUAACUGUGGAUCGCUGCCAUGACAUUAUCAAGAGCAAAGAUGAUUCGCCCAGCUUUCUGCCAAGCCGCCUGGCAGCCGUGGCAUGUCUGGGAGCGAUGUACGAGCAGCUUGGCCGUCUCCUCAUCAACUCUUUUAAAGAAACAGUUGCAAACCUUCUAAAAGCUGUGAAAAGUGCCGAGUCUCAGGGGCGCUGUGAGAUUAUGCUGUGUGUAGAGAAGAUCCUGAAGGGUUUGGGGGUGAGUGCGGUUCCCUGUCACAGAGACAUCUACAAAGCCACUCGCUCCUGCCUUACUGACCGCUCAAUGACUGUCCGCUGUGCUGCCGCAAAGUGCCUGUUGGAGUUGCAGAGAGAAGCUGUGUUCGUCUGGUCCACAGAGCUGGAGAACAUGGCCUCACUUUGUUUCAGAGCUUUUGAAGGCUCCAACUACGACGUGCGUGUUGCUGUUUCCAAACUGCUGGGCACCCUGUUUGCUUCAGCUCUCCACCCCAGACAAGUUACGGCUCCCCAGCCAGGUUCAAAAUCUAGCUCUCUAGAAGAGGUGAUGGAGCUGGUGUCCAGUGGCUUUCUGCGACGUGGAGUAGGUUUUCUUCGGGCCAGCGGUGACAUGCUGAAGGGCACGAGCUCAGUUAACAGUGUUGUACGCAUUGGCAUUACACAGGCUUGUGUGGUGUUUAUCUCUAUUCUGGGACGAUCGUGGCUGGAGACGCAUUUCUCCACCCUGCUGCCCCUGCUGAUGGAUCUGGUGUGUGAUGCUCGAGUCAAUCAGAACCCAGCUGAUGCUGUUUGUUGCCGCCGUUGCGUCUCCUUCAUCCUAAGAGCCUCUGUAGGGAGUCUGCUUGGGGAGAAAGCGCAGAUAGCAGCUGCAAAUCAACUCUGUCUGGCCAUUGGCAGACAGAAAACAGCUGUGGAUGCAGGAGGAAACAUGGAGCUACGAGCAACCAGCGCAGAUAUGAUGACCAAUCAGCACAUGCUGGUGUGCAUCUUGCUGGAGCUGGGCAGUUUGGUACGAGACCUGAGAUCCACUGCUGCACCACUGCUGCUUGAUACUAGUGUCGCAAUGUUGGACACUGUCAUCUCUGUGCUUCUGCACCCCAGCGUAUCAGCACGGUUGGCAGCUGCCUGGUGCUUGCGCUGUGUUGCCCUGGCGAUGCCCACUCAGUUGGUCACUUUGCUUGAUCGCUGUUCAGAGAGACUUAAUGCACUAAAAUCGUGCCCUGAGGCCGUGGCCGGAUACAGUGCUGCCAUCUCGGCUUUACUGGGUGCUGUACAUCAAUGCCCGCUGGGAAUACCACACUCCAAAGGCAAGGUGGUGAUGUGUUUGGCUGAAGAUUUUCUGCGCUCUGCUGCCCAGAACAGUCGAAUUUCUACACAGAGAACACAGGGAGGCUGGCUGCUGCUUAGCGCUCUGACCACACUGGGAGCCAAUGUGGUGAAACACCUCCUGCCUCGAAUGCUGCUGCUGUGGAAAUGCACUUUUCCUCAGUCUGUGAAGGAGCUAGAGAGUGAGCUGAGACGUGGAGACUUGUUUACAUGGCAGGUGAUGCUGGAGAGCCGUUCAGGAGCACUGAGUGCAAUGAAGAAUCUGGUGGUUCACUGUAAAGAUCUUCUAACUGAUGAUGUCAUUAGCAGACUGCUUCCUCUUCUCAACUGUGCUGUAGCUCUGCUGACUCAGUUGCCCUCUCUGGUGAAAUCCUGUGGAAACCAGAUCAAGAAUGUUGUCACUUUAUUCCGACUGAGGGUGUAUGAGAUCCUUGCUCUGAUGCCACCCAAAACCAUUGAAGAGAGUUUAGGGACAGUGUUAAAACAGCUGCUGAAUGAUCUUACUGCUCCUGAGAACACGGUGUGUAAUGAGCCAAGCCUGCUGCGCCCACUGUACCACAGUUCUGACCUUUCACUACUGGGUCCAGCUGUGCACGACCUGGACCAGCACUACAUCGAGGAGCAGCUACAUGAAGGCACUAUGGGAGGUGGAACAUUAGAGAAUGACCCCUUUACGAUUUGUGAAAAAGCUGUUGAGGCACCCACACCUUUUCCUCCAGCUGCUGUUCUUCCUAGUGCAGCAGUCCAGCUUUUUGGAGUCAUUUUUUCUCAUUUAGAUGUUCAACAGAGAGCUCAGAUCCUGGAGCAGUUCUCUGAGAGCGUAAAGCAGCUAAAGGGAGCUCGGCAGCAGACAGUUCACAUCCAUGUAACAGCUGCUUUUUGCUGUACUCUUAAGCGUUUGGCAUUAGAUCAUGUGACUCUGGGUCCAGUAGAGGUACAGAAGCCUGCACUCUUUCUGCUGUUAGGGGCACUCGAGAGCUCUAACCCCCUGCUGCGCUGCGUGGCUGCUGAGGGUUUAGCCAGACUGGUUCAGGUUCUCAACGAGCCCAACUUCACAGUCUCCCUCAGUCUGAUGAGCUUUGAAAAGCUGAAGGCAGCAAGGGAAGCACUUACACGAACAGGUCAUGCCCUGUUACUAGGGACACUCUAUCGUUACCUGGGGGGCAUCAGCUCACCCCAGCACCUUGGUGCCUGUGUAGGCAUUCUUUUCACACUUUCUCAAGACAGCACAUCACCAGAGGUCCAGAUGUGCGCCCUUCAUGCAUUAUCCAUGGUGGUGGAUCAGGCAGGACCUCUAUAUCGCAGUCACAUGGAGGCGAGUUUGACUUUGGUGCUGCGGCUGCUCCUCUCUACACCACAUACGCAUGCAGAAGUGCAGCAGAGUUUGGGUCGCUGUCUCAACGCCCUCAUCACAUCGCUGGGACCCGACCUGCAGGAUGAAAGUGCUGGGAUGUGUGCGGUGAGAAGCUCAUGUUUGCUGGCCUGUACUAUAAUGCAGGACAAUCCAGACUGUCUGGUGCAGGCUCAGGCUAUUGCAUGUCUCCAACAGCUGCAUAUGUUCUCACCCCGCCACAUUGACCUAGCCAGCCUGGUGCCCAGCCUCUGUAUGAACCUGUGCAGCUCGUACCUGUCACUGCGCAGGGCAGUGGUGGCGUGUUUGCGUCAGCUAGCCCAACGUGAGGCGGUAGCGGUAUCAGAAUGUGCUGUAGCUCUGGUGAAGGAGCUGCCACGAAGAGACAACACACAGCUGGAUGUCACCAUUAAGGAGGUUGGUUUGGAGGGAGCUCUGUACAGCUUACUAGAUCGUGAGUGCGAUUCCCAGCUUUGCCAAGACAUUCAAGAGACCCUCAUCCAUAUGAUAAGCUCAACCACUGAGAGCCAGCUGGCACACUGGCUCAAACUCUGCAAGGAUGUGCUUUCUUCUGCCUGCUCAGACUCUUUAGCAGCUGCCUCUGUGGAGACCAUUCAGGAAGAGAUUGCAGAAGGCUAUGAUGAUGUUUCGUUCUUUAACUCCAAGCAAGAACACAGCGGGCCCUUUAACAACCUGCGCUGGUCCACACGCGUGUUCGCUGUCGAGUGUGUGUGUCGCAUUAUAGUGCAGUGUGAGAGUGGAAGCCAGGCUCACUUUGACAUGGCUCUGGCUCAAGAGCAACGGCAACAUGAGUCCACAGAUUUUUUGGUUCUUCACCUGGCUGAUUUGGUUCGCAUGGCUUUCAUGGCAGCUACAGAUCACAGUGAGGAACUCCGGCUGGCCGGUUUACACAUGCUGCUGCUAAUCAUCCGCAAGUUUGCCAACAUCCCAGAGCCGGAGUUUCCUGGCCAUGUCAUUCUGGAGCAGUACCAGGCCAACGUGGGAGCAGCUCUGAGGCCGGCUUUUGGUGCAGACGCCCCUCCUGAUGUCACUGCAAAAGCCUGUCAGGUUUGCAGUGCAUGGAUGGCCAGCGGGGUGGUCAGUGAUCUGCGUGACCUCAGGAGGGUUUACCAGCUUCUUGCGUCUUCUCUGGUAAAAGUACAGGGAGGUCGGGACAUGCCCAAUCCUCUUUACAACGAGAGCACUAUAACCAUGGAGACGCUGGCCGUGCUUAAAGCUUGGGCAGAGGUGUACAUUGUGGCAGUGCAGAGCAGCAGCAGACAUAAGGGACAGCAAGAGCCUGAGGAUGAAGCUGGAGCUUCUGGUCUGCUUAAUCUGGUACAGUCUGAACUGGGCACAUUGAGUCGUCUGUGGCUGGCUGCACUACAGGACCACGCGUUGCUCACACUGUCUCCAGACUACGCCAGCCGGCUGCCCACUACAGGUGGUACGUUUUACACCGCUGAAUCAGUGGAUCUGGUACGUCAGCAUUACUCUAAAUCCUGGGCUCCGAUUCUCCAUGCCACAGCACUCUGGCUCAGCAGCACCGAGUUCAUCAUGGCAGACGAGGGGCCGGCUAAUCUCUCCAGACCUGUUACCCCUACCUCAAUGGGCCAGUCCACCUCGCUUACCAGCGCCAAGUCCCCAGAGGACAUCAGCAUGGAGCGCCUCUACCUUAUUCUUGGCAUUAGUGUGGAGUUCCUGUGCUCACCCCAUUCCCAGAACCAAAUGGAGAACAUCGCCUCAUGUCUUCAAGCUAUGCAAGCCUUACUUGAUGUGCCUUGGCCCAGGUCCAAAGUGGGAAAUGAUCAGGUGCUGAGUGUAGAGCUCCUCAGUGUUCUGCACAGGCUGAUCGUGACUCGAGAGUCUCCGCAGAUUCAGUUGGCUGUGCUACAGUUGGUGAAGCAGGUGGUGUGUGCUGCUCAGGAGCAUGUGAAAGAGAAACGCCACAGUGCUGAGGUGGAUGAUGGGGCAGCUGAGAAAGAGACAGUACCAGAGUUUGGCGAGGGACGGGAUACGGGCGGUCUGGUUCCAGGGAAGUCUCUGGUGUUUGGAGCUCUGGAACUGUGCUUGUGCACACUGCUACGCAAAAUUCCUCAGCUGAGUCCUCGUCUGGCAGGCAGCGCCAGCAGACGGGGCAGCAUUGUGUCAUCCUUGAGUGACAGCGACUGUACUCUCGUCACCCUGGCUUUGGAAAUUCUCUCAGAACUUCCCUCCAUUUGUUCACCUGAAGGCAGUGUAUCAGUGUUACCGACAGUACUCUAUCUGUUGCUUGGGGUCCUGAGAGAGCUGGUGAGGGGCUAUGGAGCAGCAAAAACAAGUGCACUGGUACCAGGGGCCCUUCAGGCACUACGCACCGUUCUCUUAUCUCCUAUGAGCAGAGCUGAGAAGAGCUGCCAUGCCUGGGUCCAGCUGCUACGCUCUGCUUUAACUACACUGCUCGCCUGCUGGGAUACAGAUAAGACGGAGCCUGGUGUGGAUGAGAUCACUUUGCUGACUGCGCUCACCAUCUUCCUGCACUGUGCCAGUCUUGAGGUUACCACCAUAGAACCGAUAAGCACACACUGCAUCAGUAAAUUCCAGCUCUGCUUGGAUUCUAAGGACCCCAUGGUGCUGAGCCGCUGUUACCAGUUGCUUGCGUCAGUGUUUCAGGGCCCCCCGGCGGUGGCAGAGCCAUUUCUCCGGGCACUCGGUACCCCACUGGUGGCUCAGCUGCAGCAGGUGGAGAAAAACCAUCCUCAGAGCGCCAUCGAGCUACAAGCAGUGCAGGAUGGAAUUAGAGCUUUGGAGGCGUUAGUGCUCGCCGCUCCAGAGUCUCAGCGUGCUCAGCUGGUGAGCGUGCUGUUACCCAUCCUGAUCUCAUUCCUGCUGGAUGAGAAUACUUUGGCCUCGGCUCCUGAUUCCUCUCGUUCUCUUCAUGAGUCUGCUCUGAGAGACCUGAUGCGUCUGGGCCCUCAGCAUCCAACCGUUUUUAAAGCUUUCAUGACCUCCGCACCGCACAUGAAGGCCCGACUCGAGGCAGCCAUAAAGGGACACCAGGGGAUUGUAAGCACCAAGGCCACAUCAACUCAGGUGCCCGGCAGGAACCAAGCACCGAGUAUCCAACUCAAGACCAACUUCCUGUGAAUGUAUUGCAGUAUUUUUACUUCAAGAAGUUAUUUUUAUAGAUAGUGUUUUUUAAGAUGCUAGCUGAUAGUUUUAGAGGUGUAAAUAACACAUUAACCUCUGUGAGGUACAUGAAGUUCAGGGGAGACAGGAACUAGAUUAUGGUACAGAGUGAAAUUAUUUUAUUCGUCUUAAGUUUAAUUUUAAAAUCUAAAACAUUACAUUCUUUAAAUACCUCAAAACACCUUCAAAUAUUCAAUUCAUUUCUAUUUGUGUUAAUUGUGUUCUUUCAAAUCAAUUCAGAUUUCUAGCCCAGGAUACCCAGGACUAAACAAACAGAACACUGUGGAUUAAUUAUGUUAGCAUGAUGGGAUAAACGGUUUUGAAUACAGGUUAAGCAUUUGUGACGACCAAUUCUUCCUAUUUGUGUUAAGACACAACCCUAAGUCCCUUCAUUCCUGUAUUUUCUAAUCCCCAAUAGAGAUGAUUUAUCAUUUUGAAAAUGUACAAGAGCUCAAUAAUUAGCAUUUUAGAUUUUAAUGAUACGAUCAUAGUCCAUAACUAAUUUUGAGUUGCUAAUUCUGAAUUUUAGUUUGGCAUAGAGUAUACUGUAUGUAAUACAUAUGAAAUGUUGUAAUAAUCAUCACAUGCUUGCAGAAAGGAGAAACAUUUCAAGUCCCCUGUGACCUGGUUACAGAGUAGUUAAACUCAGACUAUUCAAGCUGCAGUAUGUAACUUUGGGAGAUAGCAGCAAUAAAAUAUGACCAAAACACCUUCAGCAAAUUCUACUUUUGAAAGUAUUACUUUAGAGUAUUUACUAAUUGGUACUAAGUGAAUGAAGAAACACCGAUCAGCAAAAACAUUAAAAAACCCCUCCUUGUUUCUACACAAAGAAACACUUUGUAGUUCUACAAUUACUGACUGCAGUCCAUCUGUUUCUCUACAUACUUUUUUAGAC
Messenger RNA from Trichomycterus rosablanca, 7150 nucleotides. RefSeq names its product HEAT repeat containing 5a (gene heatr5a). Gene Ontology annotation, biological process: intracellular protein localization; retrograde transport, endosome to Golgi; endocytosis. Bases 148 to 6213 code for a protein of 2021 amino acids. The record is from RefSeq and is a predicted model, not a curated record. Lineage: Eukaryota; Metazoa; Chordata; Actinopteri; Siluriformes; Trichomycteridae. Gene Ontology annotation, cellular component: membrane; endocytic vesicle; Golgi apparatus. The transcript has 36 exons.